Molecule: messenger RNA, 534 nt
Organism: Closterium sp. Naga37s-1
Lineage: Eukaryota; Viridiplantae; Streptophyta; Zygnematophyceae; Desmidiales; Closteriaceae
Source: the annotation of a GenBank genome assembly
AUGUGCUCCCUUCUUGCACUACCUGCUGUGCUCUUCCAUCCCCUCAUCAUAUCCCGCCCUUGGUCUCUCUCCUGUCGUGCCUCCCAUACCUCCCGUACCUCCCAUGCCUCCCUUGCCCCUCAUAGCUUUGGAGUGGUGAUGCUCACGAUCCUGACGGCACGCAAGGCCAUCUACAACUCGGAGGACAACCAGAUCAACCUCAAGCAAUGGGUGGCACCAUUCAUAGCAGCCAACGACGGAGUGACCUUCAAGGACCCCUCUUUGGAAGCCCCGCCAGACAUGAUCCUGCGCCUGGCACGCCUGGCUCUCAGCUGCACCGCCAUGCCCACUGUCCUCCGCCCCAACAUGAUCAAAGUGCUUGCUGAAUUGGAGGCUCUGCGCGAGGAGGUGCGCGGUGCGACAGGGGAUCAGAUGGCGAGGAGGAUUGACCGGGAGAUUGACGACACGCAUGGGCAUGACUUGGAAGAGGAGGUGGCGAACGCGAUUAGGAUAGGGUCGAGUGGAGGUGGAGUGAGUGGGGAACGGAGUGAGUGA